GCGCCGAUACGGUCGAAGGUGUUCUCAAGCUACAACGUGAUAUGAUCAACGUCCUCGGUAAAUCCAACUUGGAGUUGAAAAAGUGGUCUAGUAACUAUCCUGCGGUCCUCGAUAGUAUACCCGCCUCUGCCCGUGUAACGGGUCCGUUACCGUUUGAUGCUGUGGAUGGGGGUGGCGUUAAGGUUCUCGGCCUGCAAUGGCAGCCGACCGAUGACGUUUUUGGGUGCGCCAUCCGUUGCGACUCACCACCCGUAUUCACCAAACGCGGCGUUUUAUCGUUAAUCGCGCGCAUUUUCGAUCCGCUGGGCAUAUUCUCGCCGGCCACCUUCUACGCGAAGCACAUAAUGCAACGAACGUGGUCCUGCAAUCUUGGAUGGGACGACCCUCUUCCGAAGGAUCUUCAUCAAGAAUUUUCCACUUUCGUCGAAUCAUUGGCCUGCCUCCGUCAGAUUAACAUUCCUCGACACUUCAGCACGCAGUCCGCCGACCGUUGUCUAUUGUUGGGAUUCUGUGAUGCGUCACAGAAUGGAUGCGCCGCUGUCGUAUACCUCCGUGUGUUGGAUGAUCGGGAGGACGCUUCGAUCUCGCUGGUUGGCGCGAAAACCAAGCUAGCACCGAUAAAGUCGUUGACCAUCCCGCGGCUCGAAUUGAACGCCGCUGAGCUAUUGGCGCGCUGGUUAUACCGCGUCAAGUGUAUUCUCGAUUCUCAGGUCAACAUCGUCGGUGUACAUGCAUGGACGGACUCAACGAUUGUCCUGUCCUGGUUGGUCAAUCGUCACGAGUCGUUUAAAAUAUACGUGUCAAAUCGGGUUCACAGAAUUAACACGCUACUACCGAGUUGCGUGUGGGCACACAUCCCAUCCGGGGACAAUCCCGCCGAUUGUGCUUCUCGCGGUGUGUUACCGUCCGAGCUUCCAGCAUUACAACUCUAUUGGCAGGGUCCUGAGUUUCUACGGCGUUGUCCGUCAUCGUGGCCGGUCGGAGCUGCCAUGCUGCCGCUGAGCGACUUGCCUGAAUUGCGCGUUCUAUCCGUGACCGUCAACGUUCAACCUCCCGUUGUUGAAUGGUUCGACGGAUUUUCGUCUUACGACAAAUUGAUUCGAGUUGUGGCACUUGUGUAUCGAUUUAUAGAUCGCUGCCGCCGUCGCGUAUGGGUUACGCGACGGGCGGCCCUCAACCGUUAUGAACUCGACGCGGCGCUUGAGGCGCUGGUGAUCGAGUCCCAGCGUAAGUUUUUUGUACAAUUACGGCACGAGUUAUCUCACCACUCCCGUGUGACAGCCAAACCGCUCGCGCGUUUGUGCCCGUUCAUUGACCCCUCCGGCGUCAUUCGAGUGGGGGGGCGAUUGCGUCACUCGAUGUUGCCAUAUGACCGUCAGCACCCAAUACUACUAGCAAAACAUUCACGCUUGGCCUUGUUGGUGUGUCGUCAUUGGCAUCGCAUUAGCUGUCAUGCCGGACCUCGAGUCGUGACCGCCAUCGUGUCCCAACAAUUUUGGAUCAUGUCUGUGAGAUCAGUGCUACAUCAAGUCAGCAGUGAGUGUACCAUCUGCGUCCGAUUUGACCAUCAACCACCUCAACCGUUGAUGGCUGAUCUGCCACCAGGCCGUGUUCAACAGUGUUGGCCGUUCGCGCGAGUGGGUAUUGAUUUCGCUGGUCCAUUGCAGUUACAAGAGACCCGCCUUCGCAAAGCACGGUCGUUUAAGGUGUAUGUGGCUGUCUUU
Myzus persicae (green peach aphid) is the source of this 1724-nucleotide messenger RNA. RefSeq lists its product as uncharacterized. The transcript has a single exon. The annotation marks the transcript as partial. NCBI's taxonomy places the organism in Eukaryota, Metazoa, Arthropoda, Insecta, Hemiptera, Aphididae. The record is from RefSeq and is a predicted model, not a curated record.